CGGGGAGGAGGGAAGAAGAGAAAGCGAGAGAAUCCGGGUUCCCGUCCUUAGUUUUGACUGCCUUGAUGAUUGUUUGUUGGUCGGUAUGAGUUGGGUACCGUUUUUUAAUGGGUUUUGUGAACUGGGUUCAGCGUACAUGUGGUUGGUGUGAUGAGAGGGGUUGUUACGUAUGUGGGUUAGAUUUUUUGGGAUGAUCGUUUAGUGAUUAUGAGUUGUAUCAGAGUGGGCUUUGUGGGUUUCUGUCGGCGUGACUUUUUGUGGGUGACUGUUAGGAGGUAUUGGGGUUAGGAGGUUGGAUGCGAUAAUGAAGCAGAGUAUUGAUGCAGAUGUGUUUUUCAUUGAAGCUGACGCGAUUGAAACAUCGGUGUUGGUAGCGGUUAUUGGAGGCAAUAGUGGCGGUUCUUAAGCCAUCAAAUUUUCUGAGGAUAGUGGAACAGUUCCGCGUGAUUGUGCUGCUUGACACAAGGUUAACUUGAUGCUUUGUUGUCCCUAGGUGGGAUGUAGAAAGAGCAUAUGGAAUCCCGCGGGCUAGGGAAGCCUUUUAUUUGGAGGGGCUGUGGCAAACAACUCAACAUUUUUAGUCUAAUUACCUCUAGUCUCUCAAACUUCUGACUGCAAUCACGAUAUAAUCAAUAGCUCACAUGAGCUCUACUGCUAUUUCUUUCAAGAUGAGAUUCAGUACAGGGUGGCUAGACGAUUCAAUUUUGUCUUUCCAAGAGAAGUCUACGCAUGCCAUCUCUGCUUAUCAGAAAUGAGGAGUUAUCGACGGACCUUGGAAAGGUGGAGAUCGAAUGGAAGGAAAAGUCUCCGAAAUGCCCAAGAAAGUGUUGACUUGCAGAGAAAUGACACCUAGUUGACGACGAUAACGUGAAUGUCCUAGCGAGUAGUAAACCAUGGCUACUGAAUGGUCCUUGAGUGAAGAGAUCCGUCUCAUACGGGAGCGAGUGAAGGUGCUCAACCAGAUCCCGAAGGCAUGCAAGCAGUUGUCAGAGAGAUUCCGGGAUCUGAAGCGAACUGUACAGUUCAAUCAAGGCCAAUGCACCUAUCUAUGUGACAGCUUCUCAGUUGUGCUUGACGAGUUGUCCUGGUCUAUACAGAAGGAAUAUUCAAAUAUCCACCAGAAGGCCAUCGAGUUGCAACGAAAGUCCGUCCGGCAGUGCGCGGACUUCGAUCAUUGUCUUUCACUUUGUAGGGACUCUUUUCUAGAAUUGAAUCAUGCCAUUCAUGAUGGCCAGGAGCUUGUCACAGCUUGCACUUUAGAGCACUGGUGUCGGUCAGCUAUCAUUAUGUCAAAUCCCUUUGAUGCGCAGGAUUCUGGACACAAGCAGUUCUUCAGGUCCCCGUUUGCCAUUUGUCUUCGGAGAUUUUUGUGGAGCCUGGAUGUUGUUGAGAAUGCCUUUAUGGUACUGACAAGAAAUCCCAACUUCAGAUAUCGUGAGCGUUUGAACCUCUACUUUGUUGACAAAGGUAGCAAUAGCAACAAUGGCCUUACACUUGAAAGCCUGACCGAUCUUUUGAUGGGAAACAAGGCCAUGGAUCUGAACAUAAUCAACACUUUGGUUAGCAAUGCUCUUCACUUCCUCGAAUUAAGCGACCGAAGAAACAUGAUGAGAAAACUUGAGGACAUAGUGGACGACUCUUUUCGCCACGAUUUCGAGUUCACCCAGCAUCAGGCUAUUGCAGAGUUCCUUCUGAAGAAGCUAAGUGGACCUUGUCCUCACAUCGACUCUCUUCCGGAAACCUAUUGGCUGGAUCACAAAGAUUUGGCGUGCAUUCGGCAUCUUGGGCAUGGAGACCACAGUGUAACAGAUGAAUAUGAGUGGUUUGGACGUAAUGUUGCUGUCAAGGUCAUCUCAGGUAUUGACAAGGAUUUUGUAGCUAAGAAGGCGGCAAUGUUGGCCAUGGUAAAACAUCCGCUUGUGGUGCAGUUGAUUGGGUGUGCAUACAGAGAAGAGGAUCGAACAGGAAUGUUGGUCUUAGAGCUCAUGGAUCAGGAUCUUCGAUCACUCUUGAAUUCUCGUUCCUCGAUGGAGGCUCCUUUCAACUUGGUUGUUGCCAUCGACAUUAUGCUCCAGGUAGCGAGGGCAAUGGAACAUCUCCAUGAUUUUCAGAUAAUCCAUGGGGAUCUGAGGACUGCUAAUCUGCUAAUCAAGCCUAGUAACUUCCCCGGGCGUGAGAAAUUUCAAGUAAAGGUUUCAAAUUUUGGACAAACGAAGUACAAGUUGGAGGGCAGGUCAAAGAGUGCUCAUUGUGCAGGGAAACGUGGUGUUAAAUUCGACGAAAGAAUUCUUUGGAGAGCACCAGAGAUCAUUGGGGACCAGGUUGGUGAUGGAGAAAGGUUAACAGCGUCCGCCGAUGUUUACAGUUUUGGCUUAAUUUGUUACGAAAUUCUCACUGCGAAGUUGCCAUAUGGGGAUAUAACGCUUGGAUCAUUGUCUGAGAAAGUCAUCUCAGGCGAGAGGCCGGAGCUGCCAUCAUAUUGCCCCGACUACCUAGCAGAAUGUAUCCAACAAUGCUGGGUUCCGGUACCUGAAGACAGGCCUACCUUUGGGGAGGUCUGCGCACGUAUGGCUUAUUAUAAAAAAUUGAUACUGAUGAGGAGCACGAGGAAGCAUUGGUACCCUCCCGAUUUCAUUGAGUUGGAGAAGAUUCUUAUCUUGAAAAGUGGUCGACUUGCGUUUGACAGCGAAAACGGCAGUGGGGACAAAGCUUCGUUAUUGAAUGAGCAGCACUAAAGCUGUAGUCCCCAAUGUUUCUAUCUGUAAUUAAAUAGGGAUGCGAACUCUAUAUUCCAGUGAUUGUCCGAGGAGUAUGAAGCAGAGUUUGGUGCAAUGUUGUGUGAAAAUAUGCAAUUUUACAGGGGCAGUGACCUAGUGCUUCUAUGCAGUUGCAUAUCUGUUCAGGUAAUAUUGUUGAUACGAAUCGCUCUUAAAGAUUACUUUUAUUUCCUUUUUGUUUAUGGCUUUGAGUGGUAAUCUUUCUUACAAAAAUGCGUUCAAUACAAUGCAACAUGUAAGAUUCCCUGUGCUGCAUGAGUUCAGGCUCGGAGACGCAUGUUCGUUCUUGGAGCUGGCUCCAUGUUCGUCCGUCCUGCACAAUUUCUGCCAUCCUAGUACAGUGUUUAGCGCCCACCUGAGUUUCAGUAGGAUUUUGUUACAGCCCUAAGGUCGGGACAGCAAUUCCCUUAUCAGGCAAGGCACGAGUGAUGGGUAGAAGAAAUUGGAUUGUUCUAUGCUAGGCAUUCAAAGAAAACAUUCUUUUGUGUUGAGAUUCCACUUCGCGUUUAUUGUGGAACGGGGCUAAUUGUGCUGCAUCGCAGCAAUCUUUCUCCCAAUUCCGUAAUUCAUGUCUAUUGAAGUGGUUUUCUUUCAGGUUGAAGAGCCUAAAAACUCUUUGCUUAUGGCACCUUUUGGAGUGUAUGAGCAGCUCUGUAAAACGUAUUUGUUACGAUUGUAAGUUCCGUAAGGACGGCUUUGUUCAUUGUCCCA
Molecule: messenger RNA, 3488 nt
Organism: Physcomitrium patens
Lineage: Eukaryota; Viridiplantae; Streptophyta; Bryopsida; Funariales; Funariaceae
Source: RefSeq, a predicted model, not a curated record